UGACCUCACCUCCCAGCAUCAUUGACGAGCGCCGACCAACCUGGGAGCCUCACGCAUCCGUCUUCCUCAACUCCUGCUCAUAGCCAACUCCCCGGCGAACACCGAGGUCAAGACUCCUGUGAUAUCUGUGCCUAAUUCAGACACGUUGCUUCUGGCGCUCGGCCCGCUGCCGGGGUCGAAGACCUAAAUAGCUCAAAAAAAUGAAUCAUCUCUCUUUUCUCGCCGCCCUGGGGGGCUUUUCGGUAAUGACGGCAGCCUUCGGGACCAUCAACGCGCCCGCCGUCCUCGGGCAGCACAAUGAGCACGAGAUGAUCACACGCUUGGCGUUUCAGUGCCCCGGCGAUCAGAAAUCUGACGGCAUCUGCUUCGAGCCCCGCUCGCUCGACCAGCUUGCCGGCUACCACGUCAACGUUAUGGGCAUUGCCCUCACCGGCUCGGGCACCAACGGCGCCGUCGGCGCCCCAGACACCUUCGACCCCUUUCCGGAGGGACCCGAGGCCCAUUGUGACGAUGCCGACUACCUGGACAUACCAGGAUACCCCCAGAGCCGGGCCGAGGCCAGCGCCAAGUUGCAGGCCUGUGUUGACCACCUCCGCCAUCGCUUCCGCCAGGCCGUGGGCGCGGCGGAUCGCUUGUUGGACGACCGGCACAGGAUCCGCCGAGAAAUGGUGCAGUUGUCCCUGCCCUACGGCGAUUGCACCUUCGCGUUCCCGGAGUGGCAGCACGACGAUUAUGGACGAGCCAAGUGCAGCACCCUCGAGGGCUUUGGGCGGGCGCUGCACGGCAUCCAAGACUUCUACGCUCACAGCAACUGGGCCGACAGCGCCGAUCCGACACAGCCCAUCAGCAUCUCGAAUCCGCCGGGGCUGGGCAUGACGGGCACAGCCCCUUUCCUGGACCUCCGAGCCGACGGCGCCAUACCAGAAGACCAGAUUCCUCUGAAUCUUACAACCGGAUGUUUCAACUUGCCCGACAUCACGUUCGGCUCGGGAGCGUGCAAGGGACGCGUCACCCACCACGCGCUCAGCAAGGAUCGAGGCAUCAUCAACCUCGACGGCACGUUUGGCGCGACCGAGGCGGAUCCCCGGUCCGAAGCGGUGUCGAGCAACUUCCAGCGCGCCGUACAGGCCGCUGUUCAACACUCGCGCGAACUGUGGGCCGACCUACGAGACGAGAUACGACGCCAAUACGGCAACGUCACCGGCGAUCUCAUGAUUUGCUCCCUGAUCCGCGACGACCCGGUCAAGGACUGCCGCAACCGCACCAUGGUGGUGGCCGUGGACAACUCGUUGACGAGCGAAUCCAACGGCGGUAUCCUGCUGGAAGAGUCUGUUGCACAAGAGAUCACCUCGAGGCUGAACACAGAGGGCCUGGACAGCGUCGCCGUCGUCGACAGCCAAGAGCCAGCUGUUCUCCGCUACCCCAUGGGCCCGCCAGCCUAUGUGAGUUUCAGCUUUCCACGGCCAUCCGGCGACCUGUGUGUCGCCAGCGGGCUCGAAUUGGGAAUCGCCGAGACCAUCGGCGCCCAGCCGGAAACGUACGCCGACAGAGGAGCCAUCAUCCUCCUGGCCACCACUGCGGAAAGCCCGGAGUGUAGCGACUGCACAAUGACGCAACUCCGCCGUGCCGCAGAAGAAGGCAUACGCGUCCACUAUGCAUGUAUCGACAUGCACGGGAGCGCGGCUGCCGGUGGUGCUAUUAAUAAUACUCCAAAGCACGCGGGGUGGGUGCGAUGUUCGCCCGGCGAUUCUUUGGUGGGCCCUGUGCUCAAGACGGGCGGAAUCGCCGUCUUCAUCGGUCCUGCUGCUCGAGUGCCUGCCCACUUUGCCAAUCUGGUCAUGGACCGCGGCCUCACAGCGACGGACGAGGACGAGAAUACCCCGGAGAGCACGCGCGUCUACCCCGGCAUAACCCUAGCCGACUUUCUAAAUCCCGACCAGCCGGCCAAGUCUUUUACGUACCCCGUCUCGACCGGCGAGAGCCUCAACCUCACCGUGAGCAGCGUCUCCCGGGACGGCCGAGGGGCGGAAGCCUGUUUCGGCGUGACCCUGUGGUACAAAUACCCGGACACCGAGAUCUCGACGCACACGAGAUGCGGCGACUCCUCCCCCCUGUUGCUGCGCUACCAUGCGAACGAGUCGUUCGACUUGGUCCUCGAGGCCGAGUACGGAGACACGGCGCCCAGGAACGAGCUGCUCCACCGGGAGGAGAUCUUGUUCCUCCUCUCGGUCGACACCACCAUGCCCGACAAGAACGAGACCACCGUCGGACGGACCACGAGCAUCUUGAGCACUCCCGGUCGCAACGGCUCCUCUCCUACGAGCGAGACGGUCGAAGUCCUGUCGGGCACCGCCACCGUCGACGACUCCACCUCAACGUGGACCGAGUCAUCCCGCAAGACGGCGACGGACGACGCGUCGCUUUCGUGUCGUCGCCCGCCGUCUGGGCGCUAUUAUUAUUCUCCCAUGUGCAGCGUCCCCACGAUCCCCUUCAUGUCGAUGGAGGGCAACUUGUCUGCGGGGGUUGAAGGGAGUGCGCGGCAGGAUGAUAUUGGAAAUGAUUGUAUUAGAGACAUAGAGUAUGUAUGAUGACGUUAGACUGCUGUCUAGAGUAAUUCCAAAGAUAAUUACCACUCGAGCCAUAGUUUUUUUGCAUUCUUGAUUAAUUGAUUUUGGAACUUUGCUCUCAUUGACGUUGCUUUGACUAAUAGCUCCAAACUUUGCGUUCAG
This is a messenger RNA of Thermothelomyces thermophilus ATCC 42464, 2729 nucleotides long. RefSeq lists its product as uncharacterized. The record is from RefSeq and is a predicted model, not a curated record. NCBI's taxonomy places the organism in Eukaryota, Fungi, Ascomycota, Sordariomycetes, Sordariales, Chaetomiaceae. The transcript has a single exon. The coding region runs from base 201 to 2588 and encodes 795 amino acids.